This is a messenger RNA of Caenorhabditis sp. 36 PRJEB53466, 614 nucleotides long. The record is from the annotation of a GenBank genome assembly. Lineage: Eukaryota; Metazoa; Nematoda; Chromadorea; Rhabditida; Rhabditidae.
AUGCCGAAGCACAUUACCUGGUUCGUGACAUGGCUACCUCUUCUCAAAUUUGCACAAGCGGUUCGGUGUCUGAUAGGAAGCCGUGUACUAAAUUUUUGUUUUUUGAAGAUAUGCUAUUUGCUUAUCAUUGUGGUGUUCAUCGACGGAAGAGAACAGUGGUUUCUAUACAAUCAAGUGUUCCUUCUAUCAUUUCUCGCUCUUUUUUUCACUCUUUUCUCCAUACUCGCACGGUGCUUUGAGCUUGAGACGAGGAUGCCGUUUGACGCAGCGGUAUGUGGAACAAUCUGAGCAGGAAUCCGUAAUUUUCAGAGAAAUCUUUAAGGAUAUGGUUAGCAAUCUUGCCCUCACUAUCGUUUGCUUACUGUCCUCCACUGUUUUGCUCUGGGACAUCUGGAACAUGCGUCAAGGACCAUCAAAAUAUAAAUACCACGUUCGUUUGGCUCCUGUUAAUAUUGGUCAGGAAGCCUGGAUGAGAAGAUGUAUCAUAGCCUCAGUGAGUGAAACUAAUGAGUCUAUCCUAGCCUUACUACAAUCUAUUUCAGACUUCUUUGCUCCUUGCCGGAAUCAUGCACAUUAUUACAUAUCUGAAGCUUUAUCAGCAGAGACAGCAAUGA